Messenger RNA from Carlito syrichta (Philippine tarsier), 558 nucleotides. Its product is annotated as eukaryotic translation initiation factor 3 subunit J-like. Gene Ontology annotation, molecular function: translation initiation factor activity. The record is from RefSeq and is a predicted model, not a curated record. Gene Ontology annotation, cellular component: cytoplasm; eukaryotic translation initiation factor 3 complex. The transcript is spliced from 5 exons. The coding region runs from base 1 to 558 and encodes 185 amino acids. Lineage: Eukaryota; Metazoa; Chordata; Mammalia; Primates; Tarsiidae.
AUGGGAGACCUGGUGGGGAAGGUGGGAGGUGAUGGCACUGCCAGUGGGGACUGCUGGGAAGGCGAGGAUGAGGACAGCGACGACAAGGAUAACUGGGAGGACGAUGAUAGAUUAGAAGAACCUGAAAUGCCAACACCAGAACAAUUAGCAGGUGAACUGCAGCUAAGGAAACUACAGGAAGAGUCAGACCUGAAAUUAGCAAAUAAAACUUUUGUUGUGAAUAAUAUGGUCUGUGGAAUAGGUGGUAUGAACCUAUCUUCAAGAGAUGAGUUCACGGAGCUAGGAAAGUUGCUAAAAUAUAAAAUUAUACAAUAUGAAAAGUUACUAUAUUAUGCCAGUGUUUUGGAAGUCUUAGUUCAUAAUGUAUGUAUUUCAUUGGAGAUUGAUGACUUCAAAAAGACAACCAAUUCACUGACUGUGCUUUGCAGUGAAAAAGAGAAGCAAGAAAAACAAAGCAAAGCCAAAAAGAAGAAGAAAGCCAUGGCUCCUGGAGGGGGAAAAAAAGCCACCAUGAAAGAUGAUUAUGGUGGUAAUGAUGGAGGAUAUGUAAGACUAUGA